CAAACCAGGAUUGUACCCAGCCACAAUGAACUGCGUCUCAGACAGACGUAAGACGUAACUUCUACCACCCAGCCGUUGUCCAGUCACCGACUACUGUCUCCCGGACGGAAAGUCUACGGCUAAUAUGUGGUUAAAACUCCUCUUUCUGAGCUGCGUGGUGGCAGCAUUCAACGUUAGGACAAAUGCCGAACAAGCAGCCCUGUCGGACGGUGUGCUAGGACAACUGGACGGAGAGGACGAAAAGCAACUCAAGAAUAGGGGGUUGAAAGGUUUGGAAACAUCAGCAGUCCUGUCGGACGGACAAGAGGACGCAGUGGAUGAUAAUCACGUAAAGGAGAAGACUUUUCAUUCACCUCAGAGUGAACAUCUAACGUUGCAAGCGGUCCAAUGUCCGGCUCGGGCGGCCCCAGGUAACGGGGCGGUGAGUGCUACCGGUCCGAUCUCCUACCCGAACUCGGUCACCUUCACCUGUUACACGGGAUACACACUGAUCGGCGUUGCUACUCCGACGUGCCAAACUGACGGAACGUGGAGUCAUCCUGUUCCAACAUGCCAAGCACUAGCAGUCCUGUCGGACGGACAAGAGGACGCAGUGGAUGAUAAUCACGUAAAGGAGAAGACUUUUCAUUCACCUCAGAGUGAACAUCUAACGUUGCAAGCAUCAGUAGUCCUGUCGGACGGACAAGAGGACGCAGUGGAUGAUAAUCACGUAAAGGAGAAGACUUUUCAUUCACCUCAGAGUGAACAUCCAACGUUGCAAGCACUAGCAGUCCUGUCGGACGGACAAGAGGACGCAGUGGAUGAUAAUCACGUAAAGCAGAAGACUUUUCAUUUACCUCAGAGUGAACAUCCAACAGAGGUUAAUUUGCUCGAGGUUGAUAUAGAUGGCAGUUGGUCCAGCUGGAGUACAUGGACUGACUGCAUCGCUAGCGGACCUACUGGGUUCACGUCGCGAACUCGGCACAGAACCUGCACCAACCCUGCACCAACGAACGGUGGGGCAAAGUGCAAAGGGCCUGCUCAGGAUAUUGAUCGACAUUGCUAUGUUAGUUUAGAACAAAGAUUUCCCCAGUUGGACGAGGGGAUCACGCCGCAUCAGUAUGCUCAGGAAAAAAAGGUGUCACCAGAACAUGAUACUAUAGAACAGCAAUGGUCUCGUUGUCCUAGCCCAGUCAUUCAAGGCUAG
Branchiostoma belcheri (Belcher's lancelet) is the source of this 1186-nucleotide messenger RNA. RefSeq lists its product as uncharacterized. NCBI's taxonomy places the organism in Eukaryota, Metazoa, Chordata, Leptocardii, Amphioxiformes, Branchiostomatidae. The coding region runs from base 125 to 1186 and encodes 353 amino acids. The record is from RefSeq and is a predicted model, not a curated record. The transcript is spliced from 12 exons.